Drosophila mojavensis is the source of this 1346-nucleotide messenger RNA. RefSeq lists its product as uncharacterized. Bases 90 to 947 code for a protein of 285 amino acids. The record is from RefSeq and is a predicted model, not a curated record. NCBI's taxonomy places the organism in Eukaryota, Metazoa, Arthropoda, Insecta, Diptera, Drosophilidae. The transcript has 3 exons.
CUCUUGCGCAUCUUUAGUCACGCGUCCAUCUCUACGCAAAUUUGCGCUUUAAUUAGACAUUUCUUACUUUUGAAGAUCAGAUACAGACGAUGAGUUUUAAUAAUAAAGAUAAGCAAGUGUAUUGCGAAGAAAUUGACGAUGACAAUGAUUCGUUUCACUCCUUCGCACAGAGCGAUUUCGAUUCAGCCAUAUUGGAAUCUCUAACCGACGUAGAAAACUCCAUAGCAGAAUCACCGAAAUUCGAGAAGAAUGCUUAUAAGAAAAUAAAGCCAAGCUUCCAGGCAGCCUAUUCUGCUCCCAAGUCACCUGACACCUGUAGCUUGGAUGCAAAUGCGUCUUUUGUAAGCCCGAACCAAUAUCACACCCCCGACUUGCAGCCGUCAAGGAAGAACUUGAAAAAGUCUCAUUACAUGGUGGAAGGCAAUUCGGAAAUGCCUGAUAUGGAUCUGUUCAACAUGAAUGCAACCCCGUCAAACAAGAAUGAUCCAAUGAAUAUCAGUAUCGGCACGGAAGUAUUGCAAAAGUAUGCCUUUACCGAAAUUUGGCUUGAAGAGCAACAAAACAAUCCGGGAAAAAAACGAUCGCUGCAACGGGAAUUUACAGCCGCAUUGGAUAAUUAUUUCCAUAAGGACAAAAAAGUCAAUAAACUUGAAAGUUUGACGGACGAGGAGUUUGAUCGAAAAAAGGGCCACUUGAACACACAACUUUUUAUAAAGCCCAGCAAAUUAACUACCCCUACAUCGGCUAGCUUUCAAACUGUUUCCGAAAGCACCCCGUACGUGUCGCCUUUCGAGGACAUGCCUCCUAUGCAUGAAGAUAUGAUAUUGACCGGGCCCAAUGCCUACAUCACUGUGCCAGCUGGUUUUGAUCUGACUAACCUGGUCGAGUACAAUGAUCCCAAUCAUUGGCAUCGCCGCCCAACUACUCGAAACGAUUAUCACCCAUAACUAUAAUUAAAAUUGCAAGCCGGAUAUUGCAUUUUCAUAAUAAGUCACAUUGAAGUGUAUCGACCUAUUUUUCAUUUAUUAUCUAUUCUUAAGAUCCUGAAAAAAGCUAAACAUAAGCGUUAGUAUCAAAAUAAUAAUAAACUUUAUUUCAGACGUGUAAUAUGAAUUAUCUGUUAAUAUUCAAAAGACUGAUUGAGUUCUUUUUUAGAGUAACAAUGAAUAUGCAUCUUACUAUUAUAUCACAUAGCUGGCUUAAGAAAAAUUAGCAUUGAGUUAAAUUCUUUUGUAUUACUUAUGUCCACUAUUUACUAAUUGAUGUAUUAUGUUGUUUAGUUAUAAAUGUCAUCAUCCUAAAUGCUUACCGAAACAAUGAGUAUUAUUACUUUUCAUGAGAAUUAA